GGCAGCGCACCAGGGACUUUCCAGCCCGGGCAAGGCGGAUGCAUUUGGCUGGGUUGCUGCAGCAGCAGUGGCGGUGGCGACGGCGGCCGGUGGCGGGUCUUUCCUCUUCUCCCCUCCCUCAGAGAGUAAGCAGGUAGGGAAGCGGGUAAAGCUGGCUGGCUGGCUGUUGCUCGCCUUCCAGCCGAGGCGGGUUCCGGAGCUCAGGGUCCCCCCAGGCGGAGAUUCAUUGCCGCUGCUGCUGCUGCUUCUUCUAGUGCUGCAUCACCCGCCCGCCAGCCAGGAUUUUGGGGAGGGGAGGGAGCCCCGGGUGCAGGACGGACGGAGCCCGCCUCCCGCCGCCGCCGGAGCUUCCAUUGAGGGAGAAGCAGCUGCCCAAGGGAUAGCUUUGUUGCCAGCACAGAAGAAGCAGGUAGUCUUGUAGAGGACGCAGCAAGAAGGUUAAAGGAGGCAACUUUUGACUACAUCGGCGCCUGGAACCAAUUCCCUGUUCAUUUUUCUGUUGCCUUUUUCUUCUCUGUUCAAACUUAGAUGUCCUUGUCCUUUCCCCCAUUCAUUAUAAAGUAUUUAUCAGUUGCAACAUGGAACCAAGCAAGAAAACAGAUCCCCCAGUGUCAGUGGAAAUGGUACAACAAAAGGCAAAUCCUGACCGCAGCCCUGUAGCAUCAAUUUAUGUGCCAGAACAAGGUGGCUACAAAGAGAAAUUUGUGAAUGCUGUGGAAGACAAGUACAAAUGUGAAAAGUGUCAUCUCAUAUUGUGCAAUCCUAGACAGACAGAAUGUGGGCAUCGGUAUUGUGAGACUUGCAUGGCAGUUUUGCUGAGUUCCACAAUUCCAAAAUGCACAGCAUGUCAAGAAACAAUAGUGAAAGAAAAGAUAUUUAAAGACAAUUGCUGUCGGAGAGAGCUUCUUGCUCUUCAGAUAUUCUGCAGAAAUGAAAAUAAAGGUUGCAGAGAACAAUUGACCUUGGGACAUUUGCUUACACAUCUGAGGAACGACUGUCUGUUUGAAGAACUUCCAUGCCCUCGUAUUGAUUGUAAAGAGAAAAUACUGAGAAGAGACUUGCCAGACCAUAUAGAAAAAACUUGUAAAUAUCGGGAAACAACAUGUAAAUACUGUAAAAGCCAAGUCCCAAUGAUUAUGAUACAGAAACAUGAAGAUGCAGACUGCCCCUGUGUUAUGGUGACAUGUCCCCAUAAAUGUAGUGUUUCAGCACUCCUGAGAAAAGAGUUGAAUGCACACUUGUCAGAAUGUAUUAAUGCCCCAAGUACCUGUAGUUUUAAGCGUUAUGGCUGCACUUUUCAGGGAACAAAUCAGCAAGUUAAAGCACAUGAAGCCACCUCAGCAGUGCAGCAUGUAGACUUAUUGAAAGAGUGGAGUAAUUGUCUAGAAAAUAAGGUGGCCAUGCUCCAGAAUGAAAGUUUGGAAAAGAACAAGAGUAUACAAACCUUACAUAAUCAAAUUUGUAGCUUUGAAAUAGAAAUUGAGAGACAGAAGGAAAUGCUGCGGAGUAAUGAAUCUAAAAUACAUCACUUACAGCGGGUGAUAGACAGCCAGGCAGAGAAGCUGAAAGAAUUGGACAAAGAGAUCCGUCCCUUCCGACAGAACUGGGAGGAAGCAGACAGCAUGAAAAGUAGUGUCGAGUCCCUGCAGAACAGAGUGACUGAGCUGGAAAGCGUUGACAAGAAUGCUGGGCAAGGAGCAAGAAAUACAGGUCUUCUAGAAUCACAGUUAUCUAGGCAUGAUCAAAUGCUGAGUGUUCACGAUAUCCGGCUGGCUGACAUGGACCUCCGAUUCCAAGUUCUGGAAACAGCCAGUUACAAUGGAAUAUUAAUCUGGAAAAUCCGAGAUUACAAACGUCGGAAGCAAGAGGCCGUCAUGGGGAAGACUUUGUCCUUGUAUAGCCAACCUUUUUAUACAGGAUACUUUGGCUAUAAGAUGUGUGCCAGAGUUUACCUCAAUGGAGAUGGGAUGGGCAAAGGGACGCACUUGUCUUUGUUCUUUGUCAUAAUGCGUGGAGAAUACGAUGCAUUGCUUCCAUGGCCAUUCAAGCAGAAAGUCACCCUUAUGCUAAUGGAUCAAGGACCUUCUCGGCGCCAUUUAGGAGAUGCUUUCAAACCAGACCCAAACAGCAGUAGCUUCAAGAAGCCCACGGGAGAAAUGAAUAUUGCUUCUGGCUGCCCAGUCUUUGUUGCGCAGACUAUUCUAGAAAAUGGAACUUAUAUUAAAGAUGAUACUAUUUUUAUUAAAGUCAUAGUGGAUACAUCGGACUUACCGGACCCCUGACACAUAACAAAAAGGCAGAAUCAACAGAAGACAAAUCCAUUUGGGGCUCUUUUUUAUAUCAAUCUGUCUUCAGUGAGAGGUCCCUAAAGCUCGGAGGGACCACCUUGUGUUAACAGAAGGAAGAGUUUGGAGGCAUAACUUGCAUAGGGUCCAAUGGCAAACGUAGCAACCCAUUAAGAAAUCAUACCAUGGUAUAUUUUCUAAUUAAAACUAGUAGGAACACUUCAAGUUCUGACAAGUCACAUAAUCCUCGUGAGGAUAAAUAUUACAGUCAGAAAAGAGCUUUUCUUAAUUUAUUGAUAAUCAGUUGGAAGAAAAAAAGACAAAGUAUCCUGUGCUGAAUAAGACAUCAGACUUUUCUUCCUUUUUUAACUAGAAAAAAGCAAAAGUUCACACUUGGGUUAGCUAGAAACUGUCAGCAUGUUAAGUUAAAAAAAAGAAGAAGAAACUAUGAAGUAAUGUUGCAGUUAAGAUAUUACUACUUUGAAAAUCUAAGUGCAAUCUUGUCUGAAAUAUAGUAUACUGUCUAUUUUUAAGGCCUCAUCUGGUCUCUGUUUUAAAAUAAUUACUUUGUCAGAAGACCUUGACAAAAUGUCUAGAUCUUCUUGAAAAGUGUCUAAAUCAGAGUCAUAUUUUUGUUUAGAGUUCUAUUAAUUGCUACAGAAAACAUUUUAUUUUAAAAUUGUUGAUAGACUGAUAUUUCUUGGAAGAAAAAAAAGAUCAAAUACAGGUUAUCACUUGUGAUAUGAAAAGAAACUAUUCAACUACUGCUGUUAUUUCUCUUUAGAAAUGUAAACCUACAAUAUAUGUCGUAGUUAAUGACACUAUUUCAAAAUUAAGGAAAAAUAAUCACUCAUGGAUGCUGUGCAUCAUUAUCAGAUUUAUAAUUUUCACCCUAAAAUAGGGCAUUUGUUGAACUUUGGAGUUCUAAACGGAAUCCUGUAUGUUUUUAAAGUUCUGCCUCAUGCGCUCAGACCAAGCUCUAUAUUAUAUAUAUAUAUAUAAUCUAUUUUUUUGCUAAAGCAUAAAUGUGCAACAUAUUUUUGGUGUUUGAGAGGAGGCGUAGUGCUGAGUAAUACCUAUAUGGGAAACCUGCUAAUUCAUCCUCCUACUUAGCAAUUGCUGCAUCUUGCAGAGGAUAUCCGUUAGGAGAAAGCAGUGUCUUAAUGGAAAGACGGUGGUUUGCAUGCAUUCAUGUGCCUUAGCUGUGAUGUGCUGCUUUAUAGCUCAUAGCUUUGUAUUCAGAUUUUAAUUUCAGAUACUCGAAAUAGUCAUUUUUAACUGGACGUUAGGCAUAAUGUGCUGUCUGGUCUGUAGAGCCCACCCAUAUUUUGCAGCAUGUGGAAAUAGAAGCAAAGAUCUGUGCUUCUGGCUUCCCAGAGAUUCCAUCAGUUCAGUGUCAUGGAAUACUACUUAUUCAGGUGCUAUCUUUUACACACAAUGCUCCUGUGGAGCUUGGACUUCUGACAGUGCCCCCUGUUUCAAGGCAGUCGGAGAACUGCUGCUUGAUGCCGUGCGGAUACGUGGCAGAGCUAACGUGGUUUCAAAUUGGCUCGAUUUUGGAAUUGUGAGGGAAUAUAUUGCUAGUACAUUCAUGAUGGUUGUUUUCUGGCAGACUGACAAACACUCCUGCAGGGAAAUCCACAGGAUCCUCCUAUUAUAAACGACUACCUGAGCUUUACUAAAGAGCAUUUUCCAGCCUUUGAAUCAUGCUGAUUGCAACCCACAGAACUUACCAACUUCUGUUUUAAUAGUCCCUCAUGUGACUAGUAAGUCUAAUGGCAUAGCUUGACUGUACAUCAACCAUGUGGGUGCUGCUUUAAUUGCAUGGGUGCUGUAUAACAUUUGAGUGCUCCCCUGGACAGAGCUGACGUGCACGUGGAAAAGGAAUUGUGUGCCCUGUUCUCUAGCCAGUCAUGUUGUCUCUGCUUAGCUUUCCACUUUGGGUCUUUAUAGCCAGAGUUCAUGUCUACGGCUCAGUUGACUUUUCAUGACUUUGUGGUUAAGUUUCUUGCUCUUGCCAUUGUCUUUUAUGGCUGUGCCUUCCCACCCAGUGCCUGCCAGAAGUAUUUUUCUGUUAAUAAAUAUACAGUGCAUGCUGAGUGAUCCUCAUGGGUUUUCCAGGCACCUGCUUGAACACUGCCGGCUUCUUGGCAGUCAAAGCAUUCAGUAGCAACACGUCUUCCUCUUCUUGCCUUCCAUUGUCCAGGUACUGUAUUCUCUCUUAUGGUACUUAGCUGUCAACUGGUACAAAUUAAUGUCAGAAGGCAUGUGUUAGAAUUUCUAGCUCCAAUAUACAAAGAGGACUUCCUGCUAAAGAUAUUAUGUAGCGCAGUUUUAGGCAGGCUGAUGCAAACCCAUAACCUUCGCUUUAGAGAAAAGAAUUAACUUGGCUUGUGAUGCUAUUCUAAUAGUCAUGAAUGUAGGCAGCUGAGCUUUUGUAUAUGCAUUACAGAAUUUUACUGAAAACAGGAUUCCCUAGUGGAAAUGUCCAAAGGGCUCACCUACCCAUUGCUACUACAUGUACCAUGAAAAGUUUUUCAAGUGUGAUCUUCUAAGAACAGUUUAUGUCCUGUUUGAAUAUGAAACUGGUAGAGAACAGUGGUUCUGAUCCUGGCCCUACACCACACAGUAUUUAGAUUUAGAUUUAUUGAUGCAGCCCUUCAGCUUAUCUGAGAUUCUGCUCCAUCUGAUAUUCCAGUACAGCGAUAGCCAAUUCUGAGACUCACCAGGUUUUGGAUUAUGACUUCCAUCACCCCAGCUACAAUAAACUGUGGCUAGGGGUAGUGGAUGUUGUAGCCUAAUAACAACUGGAGAGCCUCAGGUUGGCCAACCAGCUCACAUACUGUGUAGCACUUCGCUGAUCCCAAAGCAGCUUCUGCACCCUGAAGUUCCCAUCCUUGCUGCUAGCGAAUGUGGGGCUGUUCUGAACCUCUUAAAGAGUGUGUCAUAACUGCUGCCUCACUGUUUUAGUGCAAGUAGCAGUGCAGCAGUGAUAACGCACUUCUUAGGAGGCAUAGAAUAGUCCCUCAUUUACAAGUAGUGAGGACGGGCAGCUCAGGGGUGCAGAAGCUGUGUGUGUGCCCCAUUCUUGGAUUGUCUGGACGCUGCUCAAUAUUUAAGCUGCUGAACUCUCUCUACCAUUUUGUGUUGCAAUGCAAGUGCAUAGAAUUCAGUUUUGAAGUACAAUUCUGGUUGUCUGCCUUUGAGGACCUCUUAAAGCACAGCCCCAAUGCUGCUAUUCUUUAUUUCCCCACACUAGAUGUCCAAGUAGAUAUUGUGUGUCAGAUUUAACAAAGCACUUUAGUCUGCUACAAGUUGACUAAGAUUGCAUCAUACAUGUCUAACCUCUUUGCUAUACUUUCUUUAAGUCUCAGAUCCAAACAGGAUUAAACUGUUUCAGUGCCUAAAGAUCAAUAUGUGAUCCCUCUGCAUGACCGUAUGUGCAUUGCUUCCUUGUUGAUUCCAUUUCAGCUACUUUCUACAACAUAAUUCUUAAAAUGUUGAUGGCUUAUAUUCAGCAUUGGCUUUCAGCCUUGUACUGUAAUUUUCAUUGUUCUUGAGAAUAUAGAAUAGAAGAAAAAUAGAAAGUAAAGGUGUGGCUUUUACCGGUAACGGAAUGUAAUAGGGAUCUCUUAACCUGUAACGAUGAGAUGUGCUCCAAUUCCUUUGUAACAAUCCCCUCCACCUUGGGAAGAGAAGAACCCGAAGAUGUGGAAUGUUUGUUGUGCCUGGCUUUCAAAUACAGAUUUGGUUUAAUCAUAGACUCUGCAAACAAUUGGGAUUGUAUUGUAUAAACUACCACCAGUUUGUCCUAUUUAAAGGAGACUGAGUUUAUAAAACCUCACUUGUUUAUAUCUCUUUCCCAUCGCUGAACAGGCAUUUCACUGAUAAAUCAGCCUUUUAGGGUAUUGAUUGUUUGGUGCAUACCAGGGCUGGUAGACAGUGGUUACUACAGGGGAUGUUUCUGCAAUGUAACAGAAGUCCUAGUAACUCCUGCAGUCCUGAUGCCUUCAUACUGUAUAUACAACUAUGCAAACAUAUAAAUAGGCGGUAGGUUUAAAAAAAAAACCUGUGCAAACUUCAGUUAUGGACCUAAUAGCUUAGGUGGCAAAUGUCUAAAUUUAUUUGAGCUUGUGCACAUGCCCCCGCCCAAAGCUGCCCCCAGAGGGAAACCCCCCCCCCCACCAACUUAAUGUUGCUGGGUACAAAUAUGGUGUGAUGUGGGGAGAAAUGGCUCGUGCACAUUUUUCUUUUGAAAAGCCUUUGGGCCAAACCCCAGAAGAUUUGUUCUUGUUGUUUAAAAAAAAAAAAAACAGUUUGAUGAAGACAGCUCAUGAAGGAAACCUUCAGAAAACUGGGGUGCCUCUAUGGAUUAUGCAUGUACACCUGCCUGGUAUUCUGUGGUCUGAAGGAACAAAACUGAAGCUUUAAAAACAAACUCCAGUCACUAAAUCCGCCCUUCUGUAAUAAUAUAAUCAGCCCUCUCCCUCACCUCUUGCUGUGAAGGUGAUGGGCUAAUGGAUGUUAUCAAGCUGUCGUAAUUAUGUUGGCGCUGAAAGCUCAGAACAUGGAAAUUCAGCUUUGCCUGGGCUGAAGAAGCAGCUUGCUGCUUCUCUGAAAAAAUCAUAUGUGAAAAUCUUUGGAGCGCUGCAGAGCUAGAACAAAGAGAUGGAUAGAGAUCAUAAUGGAGAACAGGGGCAAGGAGAAAAAAUGCUUAAAUUGACAGAAAGUGUAUAUGAAUGUCUACCAGCUUCCACAGUUGACUGUGUUUAGUACUUCCCACUGUUGUCAAUCCAAAAACUAGUUCUUAAAGCCAAUGAAUCUUGGAUUUCAAUCUAUUUAAAAUAGUACUUCUUGGUGCUUGGUGCAUCUUUCGUUUGUGCACUGCUUUACAAAUGUCAGUCAAGCCUCAAAAUAAGGAUUGCUUAUUUAUGUAGAAACUGAGAUUGAAUGUUACAUGGAGGAAUAGUCAGUGUUGGUGCUACAUAGGAUACACAGGCUCUUACCUCCUUGUGCUACUUUCAGGCCACUGAAGCAUACUUUUUUAUCUCUAUCUCAUAAAGAGGAGGGACAAGGAAUCUGCUUUACAGAUUUUUCAAGCCUAUAACUGACAUAUCAGCUGUCAUGCUUUGGAAACAUAUUUGUGAUAACUCAAAUGUCCAUGUUAUAGUGUCCCUUUGCUCUUUGGAUGAUAAGAUUGAUGGGAAGAUCAAUGUGCAUCUUCCCAAGUGUGCCCAUAAAGAUAACCUGUGUCUUGGUUUUAUAAGAUCUUCUGAUACAGCAAUUUACAUAUUAUUUUGGGGUUGUUUUUUUUGUUUUAAAGGAUUAUGUUUUUAAGGGCUUUAUUGGACAAGGAGAAUUAAAAAUAUUUUUAAGUGCAUGACCUAAUUCUGGUUCUGUCUACUUUUGCACUGUGAACAUUUUAAUUAUGUAUUUUAAACAAAAAAUAUAUAUACUGAGGGCUUAACUGUUACUUCCUGCCUUUAUAAACCAAGGGUCACUUCCAGCAUAACAUUCUUGCAUCUAUGGCAUAGCUCCUGAAAUUAUUCCGAAGGAAUAUGUACAUGAGCACCAUGCAAACUAUUUGGUAAGAAUGGGUCAUCCACCAAAUUUCCUCAUAAACUGCUUGUGUGAACUGCUGAGUCUGAAGCUCCAUUCUUGACUCACUGAGCAAGUUGUGUGUGAGUGGCCCAUUCUGAGAAAAUGUGACCCAUGUAUGCACCCAUGAAAUUAUUUUGAGAGCCAUCCCAUGGCUGCAAGGUCUUAGGCCGGAACUGACCCCUUGUCUUUGAGACCAGUGCUAGGUGGAAGAAAGCCAAUAUUUGCAGAUGCAGAUUAGGGACAUCUUUUCUUGUUUUGAAACAGUGACGCAUCACAAAAAAAGAUGUAUCGAAGCCUAAAUUAUCUUCUAGUGUAUUGGCAAGACUCUGUAGUUUGUCUUUCACUCCAUGGUAGUUUUACACUCUGAUCCUAAGCAUUUGCUUGCAGUUCUGGCAUAAAGUUGUGUUUGUGGCUUGCUGGAAGAACUGUUGGUACCUGCCAUUCCAAUAAUUGAUUUGCAUGGCAUAUCAAGGUAUAUGUGUGGCAUAUCAAAGCUUAGGAUCAUGGAGUAGUAUCUGUAUUAGGUGAUGUUUUACUUAUUUAUUUGGGUUCAUGCUAACAUUUUACAGAUAUGUAGCUUGAACCAGAAUCCCUGGCCUAAAAUCCCAUAAUGCAUUUUAACUUCAGAUCUGGAUUUACCCCAACUCUGCUAGUAAAGAAUAUUCCCAUUAAGGGACCAAGAGGUGGUUUUUGUCCUUUAGAAUGAAGCUGUAACUUCACUUCCCAGUUCUGCAAGGAUUGUAACUUCUUAGCAAUACCAGUAUUGGCUGUAAACUGCUUGGUAAACUGGAUAUUUGAGAUUCUGUCAUAAAGGAUCUCAUUUCCUGCAGAGAAUUUUCUGAGAUUUAAAUUGAGCAGUUGUGGGCAAAACAAUAUAUUGUCCAACUAUGUCCUGUUCCACUGGCAGAGUGCUGAAUUUUUGGUACGUAUAGAAUGGGGAAAAUUCAUGCUUCUACCAUUGCCAAGACAUUGAACCAUUCACAGUGUUAUUUUCCGUGUAGCUCUCUAGAAUGUAUAUCUUAUGAAUUUUGUAAGAAUAUAGGAGAAGAUGUACAUUUUUUUUACUAUGAUCUAAAAGCUCCAGUGAUUUAGAGAUAAAUAGGGGAUGUUAGGGACACCCCAUGUCGAAGAGUUGGACUAUUAAUCCAUUCUUCUUUAGGACAAGUAGGAUAACCUUUAACAUCCAUAAAAUGCCAUUAAUUGAAUGAGCUGGAAAAAAAUGGGCAUCCUUUUCCAAGAAGAAAUAUCUGUUGAAAAUAUAUCAGUAAUCAUGAACUAUGUACAAAUCAGUCUGUAUAAACUUGUGACUUAUUUUUAUUUCGUAUUCUUUGGUAAAAGGUACAUUGGUUGUGUUCAGUUUUCUGAUCCAGAAACAAAGACCAAAGAAGGCCAACCUCAUUUGACUGUGUAUAUUCUGCCUGUCUUAAUUAUUGAUAGCUAUAAAGGAUACAGUGCAAGUAAGUGAAUCUGGUAAUUAAUGGUUUUUGUAUUUUUUUUUUAAGGAAAGGAAACUUUAAAGUGUAUAAUUUAUUGCUCAGCAAUACCCAUGUUGUUAAUAAAUAUUAGCAACGUGUCCUAAUUUCCCAAUAGCAUUAUUCUAUGUUGUCUUUUAGUUUGUUGUAUUGUUAUUUGGUAUUUAUUUGUGUUUGAAGGUCUUGCUAUGUCUUGUGUUUUGAUGCUAAUAAACGAGAACAGUGUGUAGAAUGCAAAACUUUGAAAUGCUGAACUGUAUUAAAGGAAAAAAUAAACCUAAGUAGGAAGUCA
Molecule: messenger RNA, 9650 nt
Organism: Hemicordylus capensis (graceful crag lizard)
Lineage: Eukaryota; Metazoa; Chordata; Lepidosauria; Squamata; Cordylidae
Gene: TRAF3
Product: TNF receptor associated factor 3
Exons: 13
Coding region: 579-2282 (567 amino acids)
Biological process (GO): tumor necrosis factor-mediated signaling pathway; regulation of defense response to virus; regulation of cytokine production
Cellular component (GO): plasma membrane signaling receptor complex
Molecular function (GO): tumor necrosis factor receptor binding; zinc ion binding
Source: RefSeq, a predicted model, not a curated record